GUAUUUAAAAAAAGCGAACGCACUCAAACUUUCUAAAUGUCAGUUACGGCAAGACCUCGAAACUUUCUAGUUUUUCUAGUUUUCUUCUAUGAAGUUUCGCCUGGGGCUAUUAAUUAGAUCCCAUAUCCGGCGCGCGUUCUAAUUCUUUUACAACUUACGAUGAGUAUUUAACAAAGCCAGUGUCAGUGAAAAUGGUGCCCCAACAGCAAAGAAGAAGGAGGAGAAGGGCCGCUUUGGUUCGAACUUCGGAGCGUCGUGUUGUGGUCGCGAGAGGCCCUGGAGGGUUUGGGUUUACUAUAGCGGGGCAGCGGCCUUGUGUAGUGUCUGCCGUAGCGGCUGGAGGGCCGGCGGAGCGGGCUGGUCUGCGCGCAGGGGACGCUUUGAUUGCUGUGGACGGGGCGAACGUAGCGCGAGCUCCUCAUGCCUCUGUGGCUCGGCUGGUGGCAGCAGCGCCGGGGGCGAUCGCUUUGAGCGUGGCGCCGCGGGAGGCUCCGCCGACGGACACGGAGGAUACUGAGCCAGAUGAGCGGGCGCGGACUAGGCGGCGGCACCCACCGCCAAGGCGCCGCCCGCAGCCUACUAUGCUACACCACCCAGCAUGCCACGCUCCAAGCACAUCCAACGACAUCCUUCAACUCAGCCGCGCGCACCUCACGCCGGCCCAGGCCGCGCGCCUCGAGUGCCGCGCCGUCGUCGGCUACCUCGGCACCAUCGAAACCCCCAGCGCCGCCGCCAGCACUGCCCCUGGCAACGUCCGCUCCGCUGUACGCAAGCUCAGACAGGAACGACGACCAGCCACACCUGUGUUAUUAUCUGUGUUACCUAACGCGUUGAAUCUUAGACGCCCAGGCGGACAGAUCCUUGCCCAAUAUCAAAGAGAAAGAAUACUCUACGCUGGAUGCGGCUCAGACGCUGACAGAAGAUAUUUUGGACUUGUAACGGCAGCGGAAACCGAAGAAAACCUCGAAGCGUCACAUAGCUGCCAUGUUUUUGCUGUAGACCCUAGAAUGGCUGAGCAUGAAGCGCAUAUACCUCGAGCUAGAGAGUUCCAACUAACUUGUACUAGAGAUGCGGUAGCUGAGAGGUGUUUAGAGUUCCCACCGUCAGCGGAGUAUGUAGUUGGAGUUGUCAAAGGAAUGUACUCCUUACCGGCUGAUGAUAACAGCCCAAAUCUCGCGCAGAUAUCUAAGCUAGCUAUUAAAGGCGAUAGUCCCGCGUUUGGUAACUUCUCUAGAUGCAAUAGAGCCGUUUUUAGAGUGCCCAGAGAAAGACGGCCGUGUAGGCACGAUGAUAGACUAGAAAGGCUUGAAGGUCAAGAAUUCAUCGCUAACUCUCCACAGCCAAGUAAUCAUAGCGAGAUAACGACUACGUCUUCUAACAGUGAUUCUGGUAUAGGCUUUCAUAAUGACUGUAGGAAUAUUGCUGACCGGAUAUUGGUAGUUGAUUUCGCUGGGCCACAACCUCCGGUGAACAGGUUUAGACAGGAGAUGCCCAGGCGUCCUUUAGGGCUGGUUGGCUGUAGUUUCGAAGAUGGUUCCUUCCUGUCUAACACAACUCCUGUAGUAGAUGGCUUUGCCGGACAAGGCAGGCCGUUGAACUCGGAUGAUGUGCUUAACUCUGAUCUCCAAGCGAGACACGUGAGCCCUAGAAGUGAGGAGGAUAAUUACAACUACAAUGCGUAUGGUGUUGCUUCAACUUCGGGCUCUAGGAGUUUCCAGAAUGGAGUAGUGUAUGAUCAGGUGUACACAGAACCAGAAACACACCACUACGAGCUCCCAGACAUCCAACUAGUUCGCGUAGCCGAAGCUUUCAACUCUGUCGAAAUAUACGAAGAAAAAGACAAGCCUGCUUUCAACUCUGUUGAAAUAUAUGAAGAGAAUGUCUCCGACAAACCUUUCUAUUCUGUUGAAACAUAUGAAGAGAAACAUUCUGGGAAUACUUUUAAUUCAGUUGAGAUAUAUGAGAAGUCAGUUUCCGACAAGGCUAGCAUGGAUAGCAUGUCCAUGUCGGAGGCGAGACCGAUGGGGAGGAGACAGGCAUCGUUGGAUGAUAUACUUGUACUAGGCCGCCCGCCUAAGAAUGAUGAUGAUCAUUUUGUGCAUCCAGCGACUGUGAAAAGCAAGGUCCGCAAAAUAAAACCCCUGAACCUACUCUCAAAAACGAAGCACAUCCUCACUGGGCGAGAACGAGACAAAAAACUGGACAGAGAAAGAGCACGCGCGCUCAGCGCGAGUGCGGGCGACGUUGCCGCUCCGGGCGCCGCGCCGCACGAGCUGCCGGGCGCCGCUAGCGAGCCCGACUUGAGACAGAGCGAGCAGACGUCACCGUUCCGGCGCUGGACGACGGGCAGCGGCGCCGGCAGCUCCUACCGCCACCAUCACGACCCGCGCGCCAUGUAUAAUAAGCAAAUAAGCGAGGGCGCCGCGCCAACGGUGCCUGGAGCGGGCGGCGUGGCGCGCUGGUCUUUAGGUCUUGAACAAUUGCUGGCAGACCCAGCGGGUGCUGCGGCAUUCGCGCAUUUCCUGUCUAAAGAGUUCGCUGCUGAGAACAUUAGAUUCUGGUGGUCCUGCGAGCAAUACGCCGCGGCCCCUGAGUCCGCGCGCGCGGCCCUCGCCCAAGAGAUCUGGUCGCGACAUCUCGCGGAAAAGGCCCCCGAACCCGUCAACGUGGACGCGGCUGCGAGGAGAGCCACUGAAUUAAGGAUGCACCAGGCUCCAGCACCUCAGGACCUGUUCCAGCAGGCCCAAAAGCAGAUCUUCAACGUGAUGAAGUUCGACUCGUACCCUCGUUUUUUACGCUCCGGCGUACAUGCGGAAUGCGCAAGGGCAGAUCUGCGUGGUUUGCCGGCUCCAUACGCGCCGAGAGCGACGCAGCCUGACCCCCCAACUCCUACAAAGUGUUUUGACGUUGAACAGCUGAAGAAGUCGGCCUCCAACGCGUCGGAGCGGCGCCGCAGCGGCGGCUCGCUGCUGCCGUGGCGCCUGCGCGCCGGCUCCCGGGACCGCGCUCCGGACCACAAGCCUAUUACUGAUCUCGUAAAAUCCAACAUGUCCGGCCAAUGCUCGCUCUGUCGGGUCGUCCUCCCCGACGGCGCGUCGUCGGUCGUCGGCGUCGACGCCGCGCUCACGGUGCGGCGGCUGGUCGAGAGGCUGCUGCAGCGGCUCAACCUGCCCUGCCCCAACUAUGACGUCAUCGUGAGAGACGAUCAGGGUGAAUGCUCAACCAUCGACCCCUCCCAACCGUCCACGGUCCUAAGCGGGCGCGAGGCCGUCGUUGAGCGACGCUGCGUCGUCCGCGUCGAGGUCGCGGGGAAGGUCGUCGCUGUGCGUUGUCGGCCUCAACGCCGCGCCGCGCACGUGUUGAGGCCGGUGUUGAGGAGAUACCUGCCGAGGGCCUCGCGGUACAGACUGUUGAGGGACGCUGCGCCUUUACCACUGGAUACACCUGUUCAGGAGUUAGAUGGUGCGCGACUCCUGAUACUAGAAAUACCGGGGGGUGAAGAAGUAACCGAGGUGGAGUGCGAGUUGAGUGCUGAUGACGAGUUGGACUCGCUCAGCGAGUUGGCGCUGCGGCUGCACGAUGAUAACGCCGAUGCUCAGGUAACAUACUAGAAAUACCGGGGGGCG
Messenger RNA from Cydia splendana, 3626 nucleotides. It is a transcript of the gene loco, whose product is annotated as regulator of G-protein signaling loco. Gene Ontology annotation, biological process: regulation of G protein-coupled receptor signaling pathway; signal transduction. The transcript has 12 exons. The coding region runs from base 192 to 3611 and encodes 1139 amino acids. The record is from RefSeq and is a predicted model, not a curated record. Gene Ontology annotation, molecular function: protein binding; GTPase activator activity. Lineage: Eukaryota; Metazoa; Arthropoda; Insecta; Lepidoptera; Tortricidae. Gene Ontology annotation, cellular component: nucleus; cytoplasm; plasma membrane.